This is a messenger RNA of Microdochium trichocladiopsis, 532 nucleotides long. RefSeq lists its product as uncharacterized. Lineage: Eukaryota; Fungi; Ascomycota; Sordariomycetes; Xylariales; Microdochiaceae. The record is from RefSeq and is a predicted model, not a curated record. The transcript has a single exon. The coding region runs from base 21 to 272 and encodes 83 amino acids.
UUCUGUUUUUUGCAGAAGCGAUGCACCCAUGGUUGCGCAUGGCGAGACAUGGGUGGCUGGCCGGCGUGAUCCUCGUCCAGUGCCGGUGCACGGUUCGCCUCCCCGGGAAUAUAUGGGUCCAAGUCUCUCGACCCGGCUCACGACUGGGCAUCGUGGCGGCUUUGGCCCAGACACACCUGCCACAAAGUAGAGCUGGCCGGGAUGCAUUCGUGAGGUCGGAAUCCAAAGUCCCUAAGGGUCGCACUGGGCCGAGUGAAAUCUCCGGGUCGUAGCCGUGGGCCUUGGCAGAAGAUUGUGGCAGCAAUGCGAUGAACCAAUUUUCGGAGUGGGAGCGGUACAGCACAUGCGAGCACUUCAAGACUGCUCGCAUACGUGGGUUUUUGCGACAGGUUUCCUCGUAAUGUGUGCCUCUGCCGUGCGCCUGAACGUGGGAGAGGCUUGUGCGGGCCAGAAAAAGCAGGGCUCUGAAAAAGCAAGCGCCGCCGACAACCUGAUACGGUCACGGAGGAUGCCCAGGCGAAGCGAACUUGUG